CACGCCGGAACCGGCGCCGGCGCGGCGCCUUGCCAAUGCGGCGUCUGCGGGAAGAGUUUCCCCGCCAGCGCCAGUUUGGUGAAGCACCAAAAAUUACACCUGGAGGAAAAACCCUACAAAUGCGGGGAUUGCGGGAAGGGUUUCAACUGGAAUUCACACCUGGAGCGGCACCGCCGCAUCCACACCGGCGAAAAGCCCUACGCCUGCCCCGAAUGUGGCAAGAGCUUCAGUUGGAGCUCCCACCUCGACCGGCAUCGCCGCUCCAAAACCCCCGAGAAGCCCUUGCAGUGCGGUGAAUGCGGGAAGGGCUUUGCCAAGAGCGCCGCGUUGGCCAAGCACCGGCGCGCUCACGCCGGCGAGAAGCCCUACAAGUGCGGGGAGUGCGGGAAGGGUUUUGGCUUGAACGCUGCGUUGCUGCAGCAUCAACGGAGCCACGCCGCCGGCAAACCCUACCAGUGCGGCGAUUGCGGUAAGAGCUUUGCCUGGAGCUCCCAUCUCGACCGGCAUCGGCGUAUCCACAUGGGUGAGAAACCCUACCGUUGCGGGGAUUGCGGGAAGAGCUUCUCCCAGAGCUCCCACUUGGAGAGGCACCAGCGCGUCCACGCCGGCACCGAGCAGCCUUGCCAAUGCACCGAUUGCGGUAAGAGCUUCUUUGCCUCCAACAAGCGCCAACGGCUGUUGACCGGCACCGCACCGGAGAGGACCCAUAAGUGCAGCGAGUGUGGGAAGAGCUUCACGUACCGGGCGGAGAACGUCAAGCACCAGGGGACACAGACGGGGGAGAAACCCUACACCUGCCCCGAAUGCGGGAAGAGCUUCGGGCAAAAUUCGGCGUUGGUGAAGCACCGUCGGAUGCAUACGGGAGAAAAGCCCUACAAGUGUGGGGACUGCGGGAAGAGCUUCAGCGUCCGCUCCAACCUCAUCAAACACCAACGGACCCACCUUGGCGAGAAGCCCUACAAGUGUCCCGAUUGCGGGAAGGGUUUCAUCCAGAAGUCGGACCUCACCAAGCACCGCCGGAUGCACACCGGGGAGAAACCCUACAAGUGCAACGUCUGCGGCAAAUGCUUCAGCGUCUCCUCCAACCUCAUCAAGCACCAACGCAUCCACCUCGGCGAGAAACCCUACCAGUGCUCCGAGUGCGGCAAGAGCUUCAUCCAACGCUCCGAGCUCACCAUCCACCAACGCGUCCACACCGGCGAGAAG
This is a messenger RNA of Balearica regulorum gibbericeps (East African grey crowned-crane), 1206 nucleotides long. The record is from RefSeq and is a predicted model, not a curated record. NCBI's taxonomy places the organism in Eukaryota, Metazoa, Chordata, Aves, Gruiformes, Gruidae.